Messenger RNA from Myxocyprinus asiaticus (Chinese sucker), 1590 nucleotides. It is a transcript of the gene tmem179aa, whose product is annotated as transmembrane protein 179a, genome duplicate A. Lineage: Eukaryota; Metazoa; Chordata; Actinopteri; Cypriniformes; Catostomidae. The transcript has 4 exons. The record is from RefSeq and is a predicted model, not a curated record. The coding region runs from base 120 to 815 and encodes 231 amino acids.
UUCCUUUUCAGAUGCAAUACAAGAUGUGAUAAAAUCUGUAGGUCUCUUCCAAUUGCAUGAUACCGACACAGUUCGACAUUCAUCGUCAUGCGCAGUAGCAGAAUGCAGUCGCCGGAACGAUGGCCGUCCAUCAUUUUCUCUUUGGUCAGUGCAUCCUUUAUUUUUUAGCGUUUGUUUUCGGUUUCAUCGCCGUGGUGCCACUCUCUGAAAAUGGGGAUGACUUCCAGGGAAAAUGUCUGCUGUUUACGCAGGGAAUGUGGCAAAAUGAGAACAUGACGACGGGGAAACAGCGCUUUAUUGUAGAGGAAUGGGGACCAGAGUCAUCCUGCCGCUUCAUCACUUUCGUGGGCAUCGUGUCCCUCAUCCUCUCCGCUGUACAGGCUUGGCGGACCUUUUUCUUCCUCUGCAAAGGCCACGACGACUCUCAUUUUCAUGCCUUCCUGAAUCUUCUUCUGUCCCUCUUGGUGGUAUUUGUGGUGUUUGUAGCUGGUACCAUCUCCAGUGUUGGAUUCAGUGCAUGGUGUGAUGCUAUCACGGAAAAUGGGGCCAUGCCAAGCAGUUGUGAGGAUCUGCAAGACACUGAUUUAGAGCUUGGUGUGGACAACUCCUCCUUUUAUGACCAGUUUGCCAUAGCACAGUUUGGUUUGUGGUCGGCCUGGUUAUGCUGGCUGGGUCUUACAGUGCUGGCCUUCCUGAAGGUUUAUCAUAACCACAGGCAGCAGGAGCUGCUAGACAGUUUAGUUCAGGAAAAAGAGAUUCUGCUGGGUCAUCCUUUGCAGAGUUCUUAUAGGCAUAACAGGAAUCCCAUGAUGUAAACAAACAUUUCUCACGUAAAUAUACCUUCGCACUGCAUGACCUAGUUUAUGACCUAAAUUAAGGCUCCAAAAUAACAUUUUAAAUAUUUUUUAAAACUCAGAUUUAAUCUGAGUCUUACAGUAGUUAUACAGUAGGUAUCAGUCAUAUUCAGGGCUGAUACUAUAGAGUAAAAUUGUUUGCAGUAUUAUAUUUAGACAGCAUCCUGACAAAUUGCUCAUCAAGUUGCACGUUGUACUUUCAUUUGUACAUUUUGAAUAUAUAUAUAUAUAUAUAUAUAUAUAUAUAUAUAUAUAUAUAUAUAUAUUUGUAUUGCCAACACAUCAUUGCUAUAUUAGAAUCAGUUUCUUUGACUGCAGCAAAUUAGUGGCAUUGUUUGAACAUUGAAACAUAACCAGCAUUUUCAUCCAGUGUUUUUACUGUAUAGGAUCAUUUAAUUGUAGUUCUUUAUAUUUGUAUGUACAUAUUAUAUAUUAUUUAUAAAUAUUUUGAAAAGUUUAAUAUUUAAAGUAUUGUUAUUUAUUUUUUUUUUUUGUUUGUUUUAAAAUGGGUACUCUUUUGACAUGACACUGGAUAUUUAUUCUUGCUGUGUGUGUAUGGGGUCCUUAGCUUACAAUGCCAUUUAUUUUUCAUGUUUUCAUUUUCUUCAAACACUAGUCUUUUAAUUUAGUUAAUAAUCCCAUACUUCCAUAUUUAUAAUUAAAUAAACAUUUAAUGGAUUAAGUGCCUGACGACCAGAUUCGUUCAUUCUAUCGCCAUCUAGUGGCUGAAAGGAAC